AUGGUCAAUACGCCAUACAUAAUCAAUGAAAUUUAUGACAUUCUUCAGAAGUCUUCACCCUUUGAGUUGACAUUGGAGGCAUUGUUAGCGCUUGGUGUGAUAUGGAUAGUGUUUUAUAAGCGUACGACGAAGAAAUUACCGAUUGGCGAAGAAGACAUUAUUGCACAAUGGACUCCAGAACCACUAGUAGCAGAGAUACCACAGGACCAUCCAGCGUUGAAGACAAAAGUCGUGUACGGGCCGGUUGGUAAAACCGUAAAUGUAGACGGUUAUGAAUGCAUCAAUUUGGCUACACACAAUUAUCUUGGGCUAGCAGAAGAUGAAAACAUCAAGCAAGCUGCGAUCAAAAGUUUACGAAAGUAUGGGGUCGGUUCUUGUGGUCCCCGUGGAUUUUAUGGUACUGUAGACGUGCACUUGGAACUAGAAGAGCGGCUUGCAAAGUUUAUGCAAGUCGAGGAAGCGGUCGUAUACUCGUACGCAUUUUCCACAAUAGCUAGUGCCAUUCCUGCAUAUGCCAAACGCGGAGAUUUAAUUUAUGUUGAUGAAUGUGUGAAUUUUGCUAUACAAAAAGGGUUGGAUGCCUCACGUAGUAAGAUUUUCUAUUUUAAACACAACAACAUGGACGAUUUAGAGCGAUUACUGCAGAAACAAGAGAUUGAAGAUAAGAGGAAUCUGGCCAAAGCAAAAAAAAUUCGCCGCUUUCUAGUCGCGGAAGCAAUCUACAUGAAUACGGGGGAGGUGUGUCCACUUCCACGGCUAGUGGAACUACGAGCGCGUUAUAAAUUGCGUCUUUUCCUAGAUGAAAGCCUUUCAUUCGGAGUUCUGGGAGAUUGCGGCCGUGGUUUGAUCGAGCACUUUAAUGUGGAUAAAACGGAAGUCGACUUGGUAUCGGCAGGUCUCGAAUGGUCCGCUGCUACGAUCGGAGGUUUUUGUGCCGGCUCCUCGUUCAUUGUUGAACAUCAGCGGCUGUCUGGUUUAGGAUAUUGUUUUUCAGCUUCACUGCCACCCCUCCUCACUCAAGCAGCAAUAAGUGCACUGGAUUGUUUCGAGAGCAAUCCACGAAUAUUUAGCGAACUACGAGAACGUUGUGAAAUGGUUUCAACAAAGCUUCCCCUACUCCAACAUUUUCAGGCAAGAGGAGAUCCCUUAUCGCCAGUAAAGCAUUUGUAUUUGAAGCGCGGACAUGAUUGCUGGUCGCAAGAAAAAAUGAUCUUGGAUGAAAUUUCUGCUGAGUGUAUAAAAAAUGGUUUGGCUAUAGUUGCGGCAGAGUAUUUAGAAACCAUGGAGCGGCAAUGUCCAAGACCAAGUAUUCGCCUAACAGUGAACCGUUUGCUGUCAGAAAAUGAAAUAGACGAUGCGUUUCGAAUUUUAAAUGUUGCAUCGGAGAAAAUUCUCUCGAAAAAGGUUUAG
This is a messenger RNA of Anopheles nili, 1410 nucleotides long. It is a transcript of the gene Spt-I, whose product is annotated as serine palmitoyltransferase 1. Gene Ontology annotation, cellular component: endoplasmic reticulum. Lineage: Eukaryota; Metazoa; Arthropoda; Insecta; Diptera; Culicidae. Gene Ontology annotation, biological process: ceramide biosynthetic process; sphingosine biosynthetic process. The record is from RefSeq and is a predicted model, not a curated record. The transcript has 6 exons. Gene Ontology annotation, molecular function: serine C-palmitoyltransferase activity; pyridoxal phosphate binding. The coding region runs from base 1 to 1410 and encodes 469 amino acids.